Blumeria graminis f. sp. triticale is the source of this 1767-nucleotide messenger RNA. The record is from the annotation of a GenBank genome assembly. Lineage: Eukaryota; Fungi; Ascomycota; Leotiomycetes; Helotiales; Erysiphaceae.
AUGUCUACCUCUACAACGUCCACAGAUAUCGAGAGCAAGUUUGCAUCAUCUCCCUCGAGUCCUAUCGCCGGAGACGAUACCGCGAAAACAAACAGACUAUGGAUCCGAGCUUUUGUCGACAGCUUCCGGCGAGCUCCCUACGCAGCUGUAGAGACACCAAUAGACGCAGAUGAUGGUGGCUUUAAUCAUGCUGCUGCUGCUCGACGAACAGCAAACAGUGGUCUAGCACACAGGUUAAAGUCAAGACACAUGCAAAUGAUUGCAAUUGGGGGAUCCAUUGGAACUGGUCUAUUCGUCACAUCGGGCUCUACCCUUUCAAUCGGCGGUCCUGCAAGUUUACUCAUUUCCUAUGGAAUCAUUAGCAUUUUGAUGUUUUGUACCGUGCAAGCGCUAGGCGAAAUGGCAGUGCUAUAUCCUGUAGCAGGAUCAUUCUCUGCCUACUCGACUCGAUUUUUGGAUCCCGCCUGGGGAUUCGCUAUGGGCUGGAAUUAUGCAAUCCAAUGGCUUGUAAUACUGCCUUUAGAGAUAGUUGCGGCAUCAAUCACCCUCUCUUUUUGGCCAGGUGCAGGGGAGGUUCACAAGGCCAUUUGGGUAACCGUCUUCUUUAUUAUAAUUGUGUGCAUCAAUCUCUUCAGUGUGCGAGGAUACGGAGAGGCAGAGUUCAUUUUUGCCAUCGUAAAAAUUAUUGCCGUCAUCAGCUUCAUCAUUCUGGGAAUUAUUCUUAAUUGUGGCGGUGGUCCAGAUGGAGAUUACAUUGGUGGUCGUUACUGGAGAACCGCCGGCGCGUUUCAUUCUGGCUUCAAGGGUCUCUGCUCAGUAUUUGUUACUGCUGCAUUUUCAUUCACUGGUAUCGAGCUUGUUGGAAUUGCCGCAGCUGAAGCAGAUAAUCCUUGUAAGUCUGUACCUACGGCCGUGAAGCAAGUUUUCUGGAGGAUAUGUCUCUUUUAUACGGUUUCCCUCACUGUUGUUAGUCUCUUGGUUCCUCACGGUGAUACGCGCCUCCUUGGAAAAAGUACUGACGCCAACGCUUCUCCGUUUGUCAUUGCCAUAAAGAAUGCAGGCAUAGCUAUUGUUCCUUCAAUUAUGAAUGUGGUAAUUCUGGUUGCUGUACUUUCGGUUGGAAAUACUUCCAUCUAUGGUUCCUCUCGCACACUCGCAGCGCUUGCAGGUCAAGGUCAAGCUCCUCACAUCCUUGCUUACAUCGAUCGUCAAGGCCGACCAAUAGUUGCUGUUAUUUUUUCUUCGGCUAUAGGUUUGAUCUGCUAUGUGGGUGCGGGGAGGCCAGAAACUGCAAACAUAGCUCUGAACUGGCUGUCAUCACUAUCUGGUCUAUCAUCAAUUUUUACUUGGGGCUCCAUUUGCCUCGCGCACAUUCGCUACCGAGCCGCAUGGAAAUAUCGAGGUCGCUCUGUAGAAGACCUCACCUUUCGUUCUCAGGUUGGCAUAGCUGGUUCUUGGAUAGGGUUCCUUCUAAACUGCCUGGUUUUAAUUUCCCAAUUCUGGACUGCAAUCUGGCCCAUUGGAUAUUCCGACAAAUCAAGCUCAGAAAUUGCGCAGGGUUUCUUUCGGACCUGCUUAGCGGCACCUGUUGUGGUUAUCUGCUAUGCCUCAUACAAGAUAUAUUAUAAAACCCCUUUUAUGAGUUUGAAUGACAUGGAUCUUGACACCGGUUGUCAAGCGCAUGAUACAGCCGAAAUCAACCGACAGAUGCGUCUUGAGCUGGCACAACGACCUCAAUGGAAGCGAGUCUAUAAGACAAUUUGUUAA